UCUGUGUCGGCCAAUCAGAACAGAGACAACUACAUCCGGUCGUGUAAGCUCCUCCCCGACGGGCGGACCCUGAUCGUGGGAGGCGAGGCCAGCACGCUGUCAAUCUGGGACCUGGCCACGCCCACCCCGCGCAUCAAGGCGGAGCUGACGUCCUCGGCCCCCGCCUGCUACGCCCUGGCCAUCAGCCCCGACAACAAGGUCUGCUUCUCCUGCUGCAGCGACGGCAACAUCGUGGUGUGGGACCUGCACAACCAGACGCUCGUCAGGCAGUUCCAGGGCCACACGGACGGGGCCAGCUGCAUCGACAUCUCCAACGACGGGACCAAGCUGUGGACGGGGGGGCUGGACAACACGGUGCGCUGCUGGGACCUGAGAGAGGGGCGGCAGCUGCAGCAGCACGACUUCACCUCCCAGAUCUUCUCUCUGGGGUACUGUCCCACAGGGGAAUGGCUGGCCGUGGGGAUGGAGAGCAGCAACGUGGAGGUGCUGCACGUCUCCAAACCCGACAAGUACCAGCUGCACCUCCACGAGAGCUGCGUGCUCUCCCUCAAGUUCGCCUACUGCGGUAAAUGGUUUGUGAGCACAGGGAAGGACAACCUUCUGAACGCCUGGCGGACGCCGUACGGGUCCAGCAUAUUCCAGUCGAAGGAGUCGUCCUCGGUGCUCAGCUGCGACAUCUCCCCCGACGACCAGUUCAUCGUCACGGGCUCGGGAGACAAGAAGGCCACCGUGUACGAGGUCAUCUACUGAGGACGCACCGAUUGGACGACGCCGGGCCUUGGGGCCACGCCCCCUGCCGUGUGCCAGUGACUGGAGUUCGGCGGGACGGCGGAGGGGGCGGAGAAUGUGACACCAGGGUUUUUUUUUUUUUUUUGGGUUUUUUUUUUGUUACUCUAGUGCAGGGUGGAUGCGAUGGCCAGACUGGAUUCGUGGAGUUUUGACCUCAUUACUGCUCAGAGAAUGCAGGCAGUCUGACUAAAGACAAUUGGGAUUCCUCCAAAGACAUCAACUUAAAAAAAAAUAAAUAAAUAAAAAAAACAAUAAAAAAUAAAAAAAACUGUAAAAAUGAAAGAAGGAAAUUUUAAGAAAACCCCCCGUAGUUAAAAGUUAGCAAAGGAAGAAAAGGAGGAAGCUUAUUUUUCAGCUUUUGGUUUCUUCACAGGAAAAGAGACUGGUCCCUGUGUCAGGUGAUUUUGGGGGGCGGGGUAGGGGGGCCGGCUUGGGGGUGGAAGGGAAUGAGAUGGUGUCCCGGUUCAGGAUGGGUUCUCUUUCUGCACGAACCCCGUCUGUACAGUAAGGUUUUACGCAGGUCGGAGGGCGAUGUUCAGGAGGCUUUUCACGGACGCGGUUCAGCCACCAGUGUGUUAAUGUGACUCCCCGGAUUAAUGACUGAACACAGUCAGCGCGAAACAACUCAAAGACCAGUGAGCAGCCUGCAGUUCCAAUGAAGCCACCUAUCCAAAUCAUUGUUGUACUUAUUUUCUUUUUUCUUUUUUUUUUAAAGAGUAUACGGACUGACUCGGGUCAUUUCAAAAACCAAAUGCUGCCUGGAAUUCAGGCUCACCUACAGUCGGACUGUGAGCUUCAUACCUCCUCCGCUACCUUUGUGUCAGUAGCGUAUAGUCAGAUCAUUUCUUCCUUCUUUCCCGACGCCAUCCCUUUCACCAGGCCCCUCCUGUACAUUCAGGAUAAUCUCUCUCACUUCCUGUUCGCUCGACAGACAGGCCGCUGUGCUGACAUCACUUCCUGCUGCGUAGUGGAUCCCCGUUAUGGAGACGAUCGCCUCGGGUGUUUUUCUGAAGCGCCCCUGGGGAUGUUGUUUUUUGGAGCUCUGCGCAGGAAGCGUUCGUCUCCCGGGAGACGGGAGGGGCUGGUCUCGGGGGAUGAAAACGCUCUUGUCGUUUUUGUCGGCUUUGUCGCUGCGACGUGUUGCGCAGUUCAGAGUGAAAAGAAGAAGCAGAAUAAGAAGAAGAAGAAGAAGAAAAACCUCCUCAGGCUUCAGUUCAGACGUUCCCGCUAACAAAAUUUUCAUGACCUCAUGCAGAGAUGACGGCCCAACAUUUCAGUGCGUGGGGAUCACCAGGGCCCCACUGGUUUAUCAAGAUGCUCACGUUGGCGCCCCUUGUUAUGUUUUCUACAGAUGGCCGGGCAGUGUUUUCCUCCUUGUUUUAAAAAAGAAAAAAAGAAAGAAAGAAAAUGGGGGGAAAAAAAGUCCUAUAUUUAAAAAAAAAAAAGAAAAAAGAAA
Anguilla rostrata (American eel) is the source of this 2245-nucleotide messenger RNA. RefSeq names its product transducin-like enhancer protein 1. NCBI's taxonomy places the organism in Eukaryota, Metazoa, Chordata, Actinopteri, Anguilliformes, Anguillidae. The record is from RefSeq and is a predicted model, not a curated record. The transcript has 5 exons. Gene Ontology annotation, biological process: negative regulation of canonical Wnt signaling pathway; regulation of DNA-templated transcription. Gene Ontology annotation, cellular component: nucleus; transcription regulator complex. Gene Ontology annotation, molecular function: transcription corepressor activity; protein binding. The annotation marks the transcript as partial.